GUAUCUAGAGCCCUCCUUAUUUUAUGUUGUCAACCCGCUGAUCCUGCAAGCUAACUAGCUAGCACGCGAAGUAAAUCGCUGGGUGAACUAUAAUUCGACUGAGUUUAACGUUACUCGUUGGCUGAAGAAAAUGUCAUUUUAAUCGCUAACAUUGGCUGUGGUUGUCCUGGAGUCGUCAAGAAAGGCGAGACAUUAACGCGUUAGCCUGUUUUCUACAAAGUUGCUAACCAGAUCCGUUGACAGCUAGCUAGCUACUGUAGCUUGGCAGCUAACUGUCUGUAUUGAGUUACCACAGCAAAGCUACGUAGUACGUGGUCUCAACCCUGCACUUCCGAGCCGUCGCCGUCCUAUCAAGCAAUUUUAAGAUUUUACUUGGUUAAAGACCUCUCAUGCCAAUGACACUCUUCACAAAGUGGUCCCUAUUGCUAUGAGGAUCUGCAGAGCCCUGCUGUAAGCCUGAGCCAUGAACUCCGUGUCUCCCAGUGCAGUUCAGUAUGUGGGGGGAGUAGGAGUGGUCUGUCAGGAUGACACCCUCCAGAGAGAGGAGACCAAGAGGCCUCAGCAGCCACAGCUGGUGGACCCCGGUGGAGGAAGUGGCUUUGGGAAGCGGCAGGGUGCUGAUGUCGGUGGGGGUGGAACCAGAGAUGCCACCACCGCUGGAGAGCCGGACGAGGUGGACAAACUCAAGACCAAGCUGAUGUCGGCGUGGAAUAAUGUCAAAUACGGCUGGUCAGUCAAGUCGAAGACCACAUUCAACAAGAGCUCUCCGGUGACUGUAAUGGGCCACUCCUAUCUGCUCAAUAGUGAAGACGAGGUGGAGCGGUUCAGGCGGGCAUUCGUGUCUCGGCUGUGGCUGACCUACCGUAGGGAGUUCCCCCAGCUGGAGGGCUCCACCUUGACUACAGACUGUGGCUGGGGCUGCAUGCUGCGGAGCGGACAGAUGCUGCUGGCCCAGGGCCUACUGCUACAUCUGCUGCCACGAGACUGGUCGUGGCCAGACGCCCAGCAGUUCGCUGAUGUAGACUUUGAGGCUCUGAGACCCCGCUCCCCGUCCCGCGCUGGUGGCGUACCCAUCCCCUCCUUCGGCUACUCCUCCUCCUCGCGGACCCCCACCAUGCCCCAGAAGACCUCCAUGCCAGGGGGCACGGCUCUCAACCAUACCCAGAAGAAGAGGCCCGAGUCGGGCAGGGACAGGCAGGCUGAGCCCCUCCACCGGAGGGUUGUGGCCUGGUUUGGGGAUGAGCCCCCGGCCCCGUUUGGGGUGCACCAGCUGGUAGAAUUGGGGAAGAGCUCAGGGAAGAAGGCGGGGGACUGGUACGGCCCCUCAGUGGUGGCACACAUACUACGAAAAGCAGUUGCCAAGACUUCUGAGGUUCACAACCUGGCUGUAUAUGUAGCGCAGGACUGUACCGUGUACAAAAAGGACGUGGCGCAUCUGUGUGACCAGUCGUUGAACCAGAGUAUAUCAGAUCCUGAGCCCAGUGGUCCAGGCUGGAAGUCUGUCAUCAUACUGGUUCCAGUCCGACUAGGAGGAGACUCUCUCAACCCCUCCUACAUCAAGUGUGUCAGGAACAUUCUCAGGUUAGAAUGCUGUAUCGGGAUCAUCGGCGGCAAACCCAAGCAUUCGCUGUUCUUUAUCGGCUGCCAAGACGAGCAGCUGCUGUAUCUGGACCCUCACUACUGUCAGGCCGUGGUGGAUGUCACUCAAGACAACUUCCCACUGGAGUCGUUCCACUGUAGCUCGCCCAGGAAGAUGCCCUUCAGUCGCAUGGACCCCAGCUGUACUAUAGGCUUCUACGCCAAGAACAAGAAGGACUUUGAGUCUCUGUGUUCUGCCGUCUGUGUGGCCCUAUCGUCGCCCGAAGAGAAGUACCCCAUCUUUACCUUCGUGGAGGGCCAGGCCCAGGACUAUGGACUGGUGGGCCACAGCUCCUCCUAUCCUCACUAUGACACCUCCCCCACCCAUGGCCCCGCCCACAUGCUGCCCCAAGGCAAGCUCAGCAGGAGCAACAACAUAGGCAGCUCUGACGACUUUGUCUUCUUGUGAGUACUGGUUUGUGUUCCUGAGGAACGAAAUGUAAGCAAACUGGGAAAGAGUGACUUAGAAUUUUGGGAUGGAUUCCAUUUCCCUGUUUUUAUAGAGCUCAAAGUGGAUAUGCUUUCUGCUAUAUCACAAACUCUGGCAUUUGUGUCCCUCAUAUUCGAGGCGAGUCUUCAACUGAAUCUCACUGUCGGCCUGUCUCUGUCUAGGCAGAAACAGGUCUUAGAAACUAACGCCAGGCAUUACUAAAUUGGACUGUUGCCCCAUCCCAAAUGGACUCCUAAGCCCUAUACACUUAUGGAGAUCUGACAGAUGUUAGUAAUAUUAACUAGGCUAGGUGUAAACUUCACCAUAUUGCUUAUUUAUACCAAUCAAUUCCGCUCAGAUCUCCAAGGCCGUAGGGAUUUGGGAUGGGGCCUCUGACUUCAUUUUGGGAACAAUAACAACUGGAAACACAGAGCCUGUUUGAUACAUGCUACAUGACAGGGGUCACUAGUAGUGGAAAACAAGGUACUCAGCCCUCUUCUCUCUGACUUGUAUUAUAAUACUGCUGUAUAAUUUUUACAUUCAUUUCUGUUUUGUAAGAUUUAUUAAGUGUGUGUGUGUGAAAUGAUUUGUGUGUGAACUGAAGCUGUUGGUGAGUUGAUUUGCUGUUAAGUUCAGUCCUCUACUGUACUCUUAUAUUCCCUAUGCCAUCUUCAUUCAGUGUCAUGGCUAUAGUACUAUAUUCAUACUACAUGGCUAUAUGAAUUUCAUUGCAGCAUUCCAACCCUCUUUAGUUGUGCUGUCCUUUGACACACCAUUCAGGCAACACAGUAAAUGACCUGGACUGGGCUCCCUACCUAACCUUGCUCACUGUUUUCCAGACCUGGGUUCAAAUAGUAUUUGCUUUUUUCUUCUUCCAAAAGGCACUUACUUUUGGGACUUUUUGCCCUAGCAAGCUCAGAAAACCAAUACUAAUUGAACCCCAGGUCUGCUACACUCUCACACUAUUUCAUCAGCUCUCUCUUGUCAAUUAGGCUACCAGUAUCAACUUGCAACACACUAACAGGAAUCCAAUGUUACAACAAUUGCCCCUUUUGUGUAAUGUGUUACACUAGCUCCUAUCUGGAUGAUGGGAAAUGAUCCAUUUACCAAGAGGCUAUGUCCAAAAUGACACCCUAUUCCCUACAUCGUGCACUACAUAGAGAAUAGGAUGCCAUUUUGGAGGAAGACAGUUUUUGGUUGUGGUGAGACUUGUUGAAUGAAUGAUUCUGAACUCUAUUCCUUUUAGGGUCCUCAUAAUGUUUUUAACAAGGUGGUGCUGCUGAGUACUUGCAGGGGGGGAUGCCUCACUUUGGACUCAGAUUUCUUAGCAUUUUUUAACACAUAACUUCAAUUUAUUAUGGUAGAGUUAAAAGCCUUGAACUUUGGAGACUUGUAUAUUAAUAUCUAAGCCAGUGCUGUUCAAUUCUGGUCCUGGAGGGCCAAAACACUGGUAAUUAACCUGGUAGUUAAUUGCACUCACCUGGUGUCUCAGCCAGGUCUCUCCUUAUUAGAAGGAGAGGAUGAAAACCAGGACCGACAUUGAACAGCCCUGAUCUAAGCAUUAAACCCCCCAAGUUGGAUAUCAAAGUCACAAGCUCCCUCAACCCCAAAAUAAAAAUGAAAUAGUCUCGGAAGUGGUUAAAACACUGUUGAUUGGAUGCUUGAUCUCACAUUUUAAUUAGGCUUCUGACCUGUGUGCAACAGGUAUCCGCUAAGGGGCAAAUCUUGACUUUCACUUAACCUGAAUGUUCACUGAUCAUUCAUUGAAGUCAAUGGGAGAAUAAGUGAGAAUGAGGAUUCACCCCAGUAAUCUGUGUAUUUCACUCUUGUCCAUGUGUAUAUUAUCUCAUAAAGGUGACAUUUAUUUUCUAAAUAAAGUGAAGAAUUGGCAUAUGUAGAAGUCUUAAAUGUGCUAAUGACCACCCUAAUAAGGGACUGCAUUCAUGUGGACAACAUGACUUUGUAAAACUGUUGUAUAGAAUGUUAUUAAAGGUAACUUUUUUUGUAUUUAUUUAUUUAUUGUCUGAAUAUAAGAUGGAUUGAACUCUUGGCCUACAUGUGUAUGUUGUUUUUGUGCCAGCCAGGAUUCUGGCGAGUAACAACCUCCUUAUCCAUGUAUCUAUUGUCUCACAUUCUUUAUCCUGUAUAAAAACCACUCUCCUACGGUGCCCUGAGAAAGUAUUCACACCCCUUGACUUUUUCCAUAUUUUGUUGUUACAAAUGGGGAUGAAAAUGAAUUGACUUUGUGGAGGGAAAAAUUCUAACAAUUAAAAAAAUCUAUAUUUAUACAGUGGGGAGAACAAGUAUUUGAUACACUGCUGAUUUUGCAGGUUUUCCUACUUACAAAGCAUGUAGAGGUCUGUAUUUUUUAUCAUAGGUACACUUCAACUGUGAGAGACAGAAUCUCUCACAAUGUGAUUUUCUGGAUUUUUGUAUGAUUUAUAAGUAAUUAAUUUGCAUUUUAUUGCAUGACAUAAGUAUUUGAUCACCUACCAACCAGUAAGAAUUCUGUGUUCUCCACUCUUUACCUGUAUUAACUGCACCUGUUUGAACUCAUUAGCUAUAUAAGACACCUGUCCACACACUCA
Molecule: messenger RNA, 4656 nt
Organism: Oncorhynchus masou masou (cherry salmon)
Lineage: Eukaryota; Metazoa; Chordata; Actinopteri; Salmoniformes; Salmonidae
Gene: atg4da
Product: autophagy related 4D, cysteine peptidase a
Exons: 11
Coding region: 464-2047 (527 amino acids)
Molecular function (GO): protein-phosphatidylethanolamide deconjugating activity
Source: RefSeq, a predicted model, not a curated record